Salvelinus fontinalis (brook trout) is the source of this 2684-nucleotide messenger RNA. RefSeq names its product DNA damage-binding protein 2-like. The record is from RefSeq and is a predicted model, not a curated record. Bases 172 to 1683 code for a protein of 503 amino acids. Gene Ontology annotation, cellular component: nucleus; Cul4-RING E3 ubiquitin ligase complex. NCBI's taxonomy places the organism in Eukaryota, Metazoa, Chordata, Actinopteri, Salmoniformes, Salmonidae. The transcript is spliced from 11 exons. Gene Ontology annotation, molecular function: protein binding; damaged DNA binding. Gene Ontology annotation, biological process: response to UV; DNA repair.
ACAAAACUUCUAUAAUCCAUUUCCAACAUGCCGCCUGCCGGGCAGAAGAUGUAACACAGAGACGUUACAAAACACUGGGCUUUCACUUACAUAAAGCACUUCUCACGUGUGGAGUGUACAUGAAAAUAACAAUUCAACGAAGAAGAAGGAGCGCUAUCCUAUUGCACUGAAAUGGCACGGGCAAAGAAGGCUCCUUCAGAAGCAUCUGAAUCUAAGCAGAAGUCGAGGAAGCAGAAUGGAGACACGUCUGGGGCUGCAGGACAAACCAUCUCCAAGAAGCUACGGCAGAAGAUGGACGGGAAGACCACAUUGAAAACAGGGCCUGUUUUCCCAACUACCAUGACCAAGUUUUCAGUUGGGAAGAGAAGUGGACCAGGAAGCAUCCUGCACUACAUUUACCAGAGUACACUGGGGCAGAGCCUUCAUUCUCAGAUGAGACAGUGUCUCCAGGAGCCGUUUGUACGUUCCCUGUCCUCCUAUAAGCUCCAUCGUACAGCCAGUCCGUUUGACCGGCGGGUCACCUGUCUGGAAUGGCACCCCUCACACCCCACCACGCUGGCGGUCGGCUCCAAGGGAGGAGACGUGGUCCUCUGGGACUACAGCGUGCUCAACAAGACCAGCUUCAUACAAGGGAAAGGAGCCGGGGAUUUUAUUGGCGGGAUGACGUUUAGCCCGACGGACCCGUCCAAGGUCUACCUGGCGUCCGGCGACGGUACACUGACCGAGCAGAGCUUCCAGGGCGGUCUGGCAACGGUUCUGUCCAGAGUCCAGGACUGUGGACACGAUCACCACAAUGUCUGUCUGUGGUACUGCUGUGUAGAUGUGUCGUUGAGCAGACAGAUGCUGGUGACAGGAGACAACAUAGGACGAGUCUUAUUGCUGGGCAUGGAUGGACACCAGGUCUUCAACGAGAAGUUGCACAAGGCUAAAGUGACCCAUGCUGAAUUCAACCCCCGCUGCGAUUGGUUAAUGGCGACAGCGUCCGUUGACCACACGGUGAAGCUAUGGGACCUGAGGAACAUCAAAGACAAGAACAGUUACCUCCACGAGAUGAUUCAUGACAAAGCUGUUAACUCGGCCUACUUUAAUCCAAUGGACUGCUCCAAGCUCCUGACCACGGACCAGUAUGACCAGAUCAGGGUGUACUCCUCUUCUGAUUGGUCAACUCCUCAGCAGAUUAUCCGGCACCCACACAGGCAGUUUCAGCACCUCACACCUAUCAAGGCCUCGUGGCACCCUCUGUACGACCUGAUGGUGGUUGGACGGUACCCUGACGAGAGGGUGUGUCCAGGUGCCCUGAGGACCAUCGAUAUCUAUGAUGCCAACACAGGAGAGCUGGCAUGCCAACUACUGGACCCCAACGCCCCUGGCAUCAUAUCUGUCAACAAGUUCAAUCCAAUGGGAGAUGUUUUAGGAUCUGGAAUGGGAGUGAACAUCCUAGUGUGGAACAGAGGUGAGACAUCGGCUGGUAAGCAGCAGAGAGGAGAGCUACAACAGGAAGCAGGAGUCCAGGUUGGCAGAGGUCGAGGCCAGCGGAGGAGAAGAGGGGGGACUCGGAGGGGGGAGGAUGAGGAUGACAUUGGGAAGCUGAAGAAGAAGCUGUCUUCCUCCUCGGUGACCAGAACCAGAACAUCCAGGGACAAACAGCACAACAGCCAGACACAGAAGGGUCCAAAUAAAUAAACGGGGAGAAGGGGAGAGAGUUUUUUUUUUGUAAUGUUGGAAGAGUUAUGUAGUUAUGUCUAUGACAUUGUCACCUACAGGUAACUGACAAAAUAAAGGAAACACCAACAUACAGUGUCUUAAUAGGAUGUUGGGCCACCACCAACCACCAGAACAGAUUCAAUGCACCUCGGUAUAUAUUCUACAAGUGUCUGGAACUCUAUUGGAGGGAUGAGAACCCGGUCUUCCACGAGAAAUUCCAUCGUUUGGUGUUUUGUUGAUGGUGGUGGAAAACAAUGUCUCAGGCGCUUCAGAAUCUCCCAAAAGUGUUAAAUUGGGUUGAGAUCUGGUGACUGAGACACAUCCUCUAUAUUCCUUUGAGAGCCCUCUUUCUGUCACUGAGAUCUGGUGACUGAGACACAUCCUCUAUGUUACUUUGAGAGCCCUCUUUCAGUCACUCUGGUGACUGAGACACAUCCUCUAUAUUCCUUUGAGAGCCCUCUUUCAGUCACUGAGAUCUGGUGACUGACACACAUCCUCUAUAUUCCUUUGAGAGCCCUCUUUCAGUCACUGAGAUCUCUUCUAGCCAUAAUGGGUAACUGGGCAUUUUUAUACGUGACCCUAAUAAGCAUGAUGGGAUGUUAAUUAACUCAGGAACCACACCUGUGUGGAAACACCUACUUUCAAUAUACUGUGUAUCCCUCAUUUACUCGUGUUUCCUUUAAUUUAGUCAGUUACCUGUCUGUAUUUGUCAUCUGUUACCUUUUUCUUGUUCAAAUCAUGUGUUUUAUUGAAAAUGUUCCAUUCCCAUUGUUAUAAACAGGGACAAUCGUGACUUUGACUCCACACAACAUAAAAUCCACAGAUGUUAGAAAUAUGUCUCGACAUUGAUCACUUUUCUACAGUGUUUCAAAGAUAUAUCUUGUGUUUCAGAUGUUUUAUAUACCUCUGUUUCUGGUGAUAAAUUGUUACUUUUUAUAAACUUUUUAUACUGUAUUAAAAAAGAGAAUUUUGAUCUUGAA